This is a messenger RNA of Pistacia vera, 1352 nucleotides long. RefSeq names its product GDSL esterase/lipase At1g09390-like. The record is from RefSeq and is a predicted model, not a curated record. Gene Ontology annotation, cellular component: chloroplast stroma. Gene Ontology annotation, molecular function: hydrolase activity, acting on ester bonds. Bases 60 to 1160 code for a protein of 366 amino acids. NCBI's taxonomy places the organism in Eukaryota, Viridiplantae, Streptophyta, Magnoliopsida, Sapindales, Anacardiaceae. The transcript has 5 exons.
UCACCCAAAAAAAAAAAAAAAAAUACCCACAAAUCUCUUCUUCUUCCUUUUCAUUAACAAUGGCCUUCUACUCCUUUUUAAUUUUCUUCUAUUUCUUCUUUAUUUGUUUUGUGCAUAAUGUUUAUCCCGUCGGGGCGGCCGCCAUUACUCAGUGUAAGAAGCCGCCAGUCAUCUUCAGCUUCGGCGAUUCGAACUCCGACACGGGUGGACUCGUAGCUGGACUCGGUUUCCCCGUCAAUUCCCCCUAUGGCCGUACGUUUUUCGGCAGAUCAACUGGUCGAUUCUCUGAUGGACGGCUCCUGAUCGACUUCCUUUGCCAAACUGUGAAUACGAGUUACCUAAGUCCAUACUUGGACUCAUUGGCGGAUUCAAAGUUCAAAAAUGGAGCGAAUUUUGCAAUCGCGGGAUCAUCAACUCUCCCCAAAAAUGUUCCAUUUUCACUGACCAUUCAAAUUAUGCAAUUUCUUCAUUUCAAGGACAGGACUCUUCAGCUUGUUACUGCUGGUUCAACUGAUUUCAUCAACGAAGAUGGGUUCAGAAAUGCACUUUACUUCAUUGAUAUUGGACAAAAUGACAUUGCUGAUUCAUUCUCCAAAAAAUUUACUUAUGCACAAGUUGUCAAAAGAAUUCCAUUGGUUCUCAGAGAAAUUAAGAUUGGUGUCACGAAAUUGUAUGAUCAAGGAGGGAGGAAAUUUUGGAUACACAACACAGGACCAUUAGGUUGUCUCCCUCAGAAACUUUCAUUAGUUAAGAACAAUGCUUUAGAUCGUUAUGGAUGUAUUUCAAGUUACAAUGAUGCGGCGAGACUAUUCAAUGAAGGAUUACGCCAUCUUUGCCAGGAGAUGAGGGCUGAAUUGAACGGCGCUACUAUAGUCUAUGUAGAUAUAUUUUCCAUCAAGUAUGAUCUCAUUGCCAACUCCACCAAAUAUGGUUUUUCAAGUCCAUUAAUGGCAUGUUGUGGCUUUGGAGGACCCCCAUACAACUACAACAUAAAUGUGACAUGUGGCAAUCCUGGUUCUAAGGCUUGUGAUGAAGGGUCAAAAUCUGUCAGCUGGGAUGGAAUUCAUUACACAGAAGGAGCUAACCAAAUUGUAGCUUCAAAAGUGCUUUCCAUGGCUUACUCUACACCAAGUACCACUUUUGGUUUCUUCUGUCAGUAGAUAAGCUCGGCCUAAUGAACUUCUGGCAGGUUUAAUCAUUCUCGGCCAGUAGAUAAACCCAGCCAAAUGGGGGCAAAGACGGUAGCUUUUGGCGCAAGCCAUGAAGUGUUUUAUAUGUAGUUGUUUCCCUUUCGAUUGUGUUGUAACGUUGUUCACAGUAUGGUGAUUUAUGUAUAAGUGUAUUUUAUUAAA